UUAUACUUAUAUAUGCUUUUGUAUUCGGUAGAUACAAACAAAACCUUUAAUUAAGGUUUGGUUAAAGAUUUAAACGAUUUUCUCAAAAUUCUAAAACCACUUUUUAAAAGAGAGAACAUAUAUUCGCCAUAAUGACGUUCGCUCUUGUGAUUUUAUUCUGUGGAACGCUCACGUGGAAUUCCGCGGAUGCAGUUACUGCAGAAGAAAUGCGCACGCAUCUCAGCACAACAUUGUCAUCAACUUAUUACACCUACGUCCGGCCGGUAAUAGACCAAUCAACGGUUGUGGAUGUUAGCGCAGACCUGUACCUGAUUGGGAUAAAUAAUUUUGAUAACUCGGAGCAGAAGCUAACCACUACUGCAUAUUUGGAGAUAACGUGGACAGAUGAAAUUAUAGCCCGGGACUGGCAAAACAACGGUGUUGAGACGAUAUAUGUUCCACAAACAGAUGUAUGGAUUCCCGAUUUAGCACUGCAAAAUGGGUUUGAAACCCUAACUGGCCUUGGAGACAAGUUCCUGUACGUCAAAGUAGAAAAGUCGGGCGCAGUAACAUGGCGGCCAUAUCAGGUAUUUGAAAGUGCUUGUGAAGUCGAUGUUACAUAUUUCCCCUUUGAUAAAACAAUGUGUGAAUUAAAAUUCGUUAUCUGGAGUAAUACUAAAGACAGUGCAACAAUAAGAACAGGAACUGUGGGUAUGAACACUGAACUCUAUGAAGGCAACGCCGCCUGGAAUUUACUGUCAGCUACAUCAUCUAACUUUACGACGUCCAAAUCGACCGGAGUUACGUUCUCGAUCGAAAUCAAGCGUAAACCAUUACAUUACCUUAUCAAUAUUAUGAUACCCGUGAUCCUGCUUGGUUUACUAAACGUGUUUGUAUUCGUUCUCCCUGCAUCAUCUGGAGAGAAAACCGGGUUUUCCGUCACAGCGUUUUUAUCUUUCGCAGUGUUCUUAACUAUAAUCAGUACGGAGCUUCCAAGAAAUUCUACGACAGUGUCUACAUUCAGUGCCUACCUCGUUAUUAUGACACUUGUGAGCACGCUCAUGGUCGUUGUCACCAUUAUCCAACUUCGUAUCUUCAACCGCGCAGACGACACACCGAUUUCCCGCUUCUGGCAUAGCAUCGAGAGUUGCGUUCGACGAGUCCAGUGCGCAAUAUGUGUCGGAAGCGGUCACGUGGCUAUGGAGAAGGCAAACGAGGAAACUACGUGGCAGAGCGUCACCGACGCAAUUGAUUUCGUUGGAUUCUACGGUUUUGUAAUAUUUAUGGUUGUUUUCACGUUUAUAAUUCUGUUAGUCUCGACAAUUGGAGGCAAUACAUAAAAUAAACGCUUUUUUAACAAACGAUACAUGUUUGUUAACAUCAUUUAUGAAUUAAUACUUAUUUGUUCUGUUUA
Molecule: messenger RNA, 1393 nt
Organism: Ruditapes philippinarum (Manila clam)
Lineage: Eukaryota; Metazoa; Mollusca; Bivalvia; Venerida; Veneridae
Product: acetylcholine receptor subunit beta-like
Exons: 1
Coding region: 132-1319 (395 amino acids)
Biological process (GO): signal transduction; nervous system process; chemical synaptic transmission
Cellular component (GO): synapse; neuron projection; membrane
Molecular function (GO): transmembrane signaling receptor activity; extracellular ligand-gated monoatomic ion channel activity; neurotransmitter receptor activity
Source: RefSeq, a predicted model, not a curated record